Messenger RNA from Postia placenta MAD-698-R-SB12, 1119 nucleotides. RefSeq lists its product as hypothetical. The record is from RefSeq and is a predicted model, not a curated record. The coding region runs from base 1 to 1119 and encodes 372 amino acids. NCBI's taxonomy places the organism in Eukaryota, Fungi, Basidiomycota, Agaricomycetes, Polyporales, Adustoporiaceae. The transcript is spliced from 7 exons.
AUGUGUCGGGCACGUCGCGCCUACGUCGUAAAGCCAAAGAAGGCCCGAGGCCGGUACCGAGCACGUCUGCCUAUUCGGAACAACAACGGGACAGGCGCAAUUGAAUGGUAUAAGCGAGCGAGACGGAUAUUUGAGACCUGUCAUCUGGAGUCCAGGACAUGCGCUUGCGACGGGCGCACCCUCUCCGAACCGAACCUAAAGACUGCGGCCGCCCACUUUGUCCCCCAGCAGGGAUCUGUCGUUUGCCGCCUGGCGCUGCAUGAUCUGCGCCAAAUCUCGCAUGGGCGGGCGCUACAGUGUGGAUCGCUGUCAUCAGCGCUGUUUGCGCGGCGUGCCCUAGCGUCUCUCGGCGACAACGGGAAUCGGCUGGAGGUCCUGUUCAUGCACCCUGACCGUCGGUCCUCGAGAACCGUUGUUGAGGACAGACCAGUGGCCAUUGAGGGCCAGCAGGCUGUCAUACAGGACGUCGUUAUCUCGAUGUUGUUGUCGAGUCUACGUCUACCUAAGUAUGGCAGGGAGCUCAACCUGCCUUCAUUGCUCCAGCUAGCUAUCCCCGCGCUUUAUCAAACGAGUUCUGUUCCUGAUAUGGAAGCGUUAGGUACCAGCCCUCAUGACAGUAUGACUGGAUUGGUUGCGGUCCUCGAUGACCAAAUACCACGCACGGUGAAUGGUAUCACCUCUACCAACCUGGAUUUGCUCCUGCGCCUUGCGAUGGUAUCCACUAAAGUUUUAACGCAACAAUCCGCAGAAACGGGAGCAAGCCUAGCUCAGCCGCGGUGCCUAAUGACGGCUCGAUCAUCAUAUUUGUCGCAAAAUAUGUUGGGGCGCGGUAAAAGCGGAGUCUCCUGCUUCAACGUGAACGAUGCCGAGAAAUCACCAGUGUCAGGGCCGAUUGAGCGGUCUGCCCUAGCAUCUUUCAGCGACAACAGGACUAAGCUGGAGGAAUGGGAUCAUUCGAUGUGGCGUCUGUCUAUCAGUGUCCCCCUCUCCAGGAACGCAUGGAGACGUGUCGCGCCAUACGGACGUCUGGAUAGACUGUCCAUAUACGGGCAUCGGCCUCUCAGGCUGCAGCGGUGGCUUGUCAGAGACCGCCAGAGAAGCAUCCUUAUCCCUCGAUAG